This is a messenger RNA of Galendromus occidentalis (western predatory mite), 737 nucleotides long. Its product is annotated as actin-binding Rho-activating protein. The transcript has 4 exons. NCBI's taxonomy places the organism in Eukaryota, Metazoa, Arthropoda, Arachnida, Mesostigmata, Phytoseiidae. Gene Ontology annotation, biological process: positive regulation of Rho protein signal transduction; positive regulation of transcription by RNA polymerase II. Gene Ontology annotation, molecular function: actin binding. The record is from RefSeq and is a predicted model, not a curated record. Gene Ontology annotation, cellular component: sarcomere. The coding region runs from base 114 to 737 and encodes 207 amino acids.
GUGCAUUCUUCCUCACGGCUUAGCACGGGGCUCACUCGACUCCCGAGAUCUGACUCGCGUCAGCUCUAUAUUUUUGCACGGAAAGCCUGUUUUGCAAAGAAUUUGCUCGAAUCAUGGGUGACGUCGUGAAAUGUGAUGUCGACGGACAAGGCAUGCUCCACGGUCAUGACACGGGCACCGUGUCAUCCACUAGAGUCGUGGACCCCAGAAUGAACAUGAAGGGCAAGGUGGCGAUGUGGCAACAAAAAGCCGACAAUCACGCAGAGAAACAAAAGUAUAAUUUCUUCUCUGAUAAGGAUGGAUGCGGCGUCAAGCGGGUCAUCGACAAGAAUGAUCCAAACUAUGGACGUCCUGAGGCCGGUUCCAAAACAGAUCUCCGCGGUCAGAAAGCACAGCGAGAGAUUCUGAAAGAGGUCCGAGAGCUAUGCGAAAUCAUCGAUGAGGUUGGAUACCACAAGAAAGACGGCACAGUCAUCAUCACCUUCGGUCAACUUUUUGAUUUGUGGACGGUCAUCUCCGACAAGCUCGUAGGAACGAUGCUCCGGGCGCGAAAGAAGGGUCUCAUCGAUUUCGAAGGAGAAAUGCUGUUCCAAAGAAGAGAUGAUCAUGUCAUCGUCAGUCUGGUGAAGGAUAUGAACGAAGUGAACGAGAUGUUCAAUUACACCGGACCGAGAAUGACGCUCGGCCACGUGAGACGUCAGAUCGAGGCUGAACUUCCCCAACACUUGCUCGAUUAA